GGGAUCCCCAGCCCCCACCCCUCCUCCUCCUCCUCCUCCUCCCCCCCUCCCCCCACCUGGGGCUGGCAGAUGCUAGCCGCACGCUCGUCGCCUCUCUCCCUCUAGAAGUUGUAGCUCCCAAGUUUGCAGCCGCGCUCGGAGCCCGAGCGGAGGGACGGAGGGAGAGAAGGGGCCCGGACGGAGGGACCGGGGGAGCCUGCGGAGCCCUCCCCCCCGGCGGCGAGCCCGCCCCGCGCCCGCACCUGUUGGACCGGCGGCGCCGAGGAGCAGGAGGAGGAGGAGGAGGAGGAGGAGGAGGAGGUGCGAAGCCGGCCGAGGGCAGCGCCCACGGGGAGCGCGGGGCCGUCCUCCCUCCCGCGAAGUUGGCCGCCCCCUCCGGCCCCGGGCCGGGCCGGUCCUCUAUGGUCGCCCCCCGUCCGGCCGGGUGUCGGUGAGCCCCGAGAGCCGCCCGCAUGUACAGCAUGAUGAUGGAAGCGGACCUGCACUCGCCCGGCGGCGGGCUCCAGGGGCCCACGGCCCUCUCGGGCCCACCGGGGCCGGGCGGCGGGGGAGGAGGGGGAGGAGGAGGAGGAGGAGGUGGGGGCCCCAAGGCCAGCCAGGACCGGGUCAAGCGUCCGAUGAACGCCUUCAUGGUCUGGUCCCGGGGCCAGCGGCGCAAGAUGGCCCAGGAGAACCCCAAGAUGCACAACUCGGAGAUCAGCAAGCGCCUGGGGGCCGAGUGGAAGGUCAUGUCGGAGGCGGAGAAGCGCCCCUUCAUCGACGAGGCCAAGCGGCUGCGGGCCCUGCACAUGAAGGAGCACCCGGAUUACAAAUACCGGCCGCGGCGGAAGACCAAGACCCUGCUGAAGAAGGACAAGUACUCGCUGGCCGGGGGGCUGCUGGCCGCGGGGCCCGGCGGCGGCGGCGGCGGCGGCGGGGGGCUGGGCGUGGCGGGCCCGCGGAUGGACAGUCCCGGGCCGGCGGGCGGAGGCCCGCCUGGAGGAGGAGGAGCAGCAGCCGGCGGCGGCGGCGGCGGCGGCGGCGGCGGGACCUACCCGCACGUCAACGGCUGGGCCAACGGCGCCUACCCGGGCUCGGUGGCGGCGGCGAUGAUGCAGGAGGCCCAGCUGGCCUACGGCCCGCACCCGGCGCACGGCCCGCACCCGGCCCCGCCGCCGCCCCCGCCGCCCCCGCCGCCCCCGCCGCCCCCGCCGCCGCCGGUGCACCGCUACGACAUGGGCGCCCUGCAGUACGGCGGGCCCCUGGCCGGCUCUCAGGGCUACAUGGGCGGCUCGGCCCCGGGCUACGGGGGGCUGCCCUACGGGGCGGCCGCCGCCGCCGCCGCCGCCGCCGCCGCCGCCGCCGCCGCCUCGUCGUCGGGGCCCGGGGGAGCCCACCAAGGGGCGGCGGCGGCGGCGGCGGCGGCGGCGGCGGCGGCGGCCGCGUCGUCCGGGGCCCUGGGCGCCCUGGGCUCGCUGGUCAAGGCCGAGCCCAGCGUCAGCCCGCCGGUGGGCGCCGCCUCCCACGGCCGGCCGCCCUGCCCGGGAGACCUGCGGGAGAUGAUCAGCAUGUACUUGCCCGCCGGAGACGCCAACGACCCGGCGGCCGCGGCGGCCGUGGCGGCGGCGGCGGCGGCGGCGGCCGCCCAGGGCCGCCUGCACCCGCUGCCCCAGCACUACCCGGCGGCCGGGCCCGGGGUGGUCAACGGCACCGUGCCCCUCACCCACAUCUAACCGCCCCCCGCCCCCUCAGCCCCGGCCGCGGGCCGAGCGGCGCCUCGGGGGCCAAGGACCGGCCGCCCCCAAACGGCCCCCACCCCAGGGAGGGCCGGCCCGAGGCCUCCUCCUCGGGCGCCUCGGACUCCACUUCCAUCUCCUCUCCACACUUGGUUUUUCGUUCUUUUUGUACAGUAUUUAUCGUGGACGGAGGAGGAGGAGGAGGAGGAGGAGGAGGAGGAGGAGGUGGCAGACACCGUUUGCUCUGCCCCCAGAGGAAAACAGACAAAGAUCCGGGCGAUGCCAACUUUUCUAGAACGGCUGGACUUUCACCCGAGCGUCGCUGCUUUUGUGGCUUUUUUUUUAAAAAAAAAAAAAAAUCCCCCCCCUCCCUCUCUCUUUUUUUGUUUCGACGGCCGAAUAAGACAGAGUGACGGGGACCGUCCCCCCCCCCCCCCCGCCCCCGCGGGACGCGAGUAGCCGAGAAAAAUCCCAAUCGCCGAAAACUUUCCUUUUUUGGGGGGUGGGGGUGGGGGGGGUGGCCGGCGGGGGUGGCGGGGCUCGGUUGGGUCCUUUUGCCUCUCUUUCCCUCUCUCUCGGGCCGGCGACCUUCUCUUCUGGGUUUUGUACCGCUUUUCUGUAUCUGCGACUCUCCCCCUUUUCGUUUUGUUUUGUAUGAUUUCUUGUAAAUGCAUCGUGAGAAUCUUUAUUUUUAGGCGUCGCGAGGGGAAUUCGGACCGUGUACAUAGUUGACUUAAAACCCUUUCUGCUAAAACGACGACCUCCCCCCUCCCCUUCCCUCCCCCCACCCCCAACCCCCUACGGAUGAGUUGAAUUUUCAGUUGAAUAAAUUUCCGAGUGAAAACAA
Messenger RNA from Ornithorhynchus anatinus (platypus), 2562 nucleotides. It is a transcript of the gene SOX1, whose product is annotated as SRY-box transcription factor 1. Gene Ontology annotation, molecular function: RNA polymerase II cis-regulatory region sequence-specific DNA binding; DNA-binding transcription factor activity, RNA polymerase II-specific. The transcript is spliced from 2 exons. Gene Ontology annotation, biological process: anatomical structure morphogenesis; cell differentiation; regulation of DNA-templated transcription. The record is from RefSeq and is a predicted model, not a curated record. Lineage: Eukaryota; Metazoa; Chordata; Mammalia; Monotremata; Ornithorhynchidae. Bases 453 to 1712 code for a protein of 419 amino acids.